AUGGGUCGAGUAAGUAAAGAAAAGAUAAGUGCAAUCCCACAUAACAUGGAAAGUUAUCUCAGUCUCGAUAUUGGAAAUCAAAGAUACAUGGAUUCUUUACAACUUAUGCCUGGAUCCCUUGAUUCUCAUAUAUCUAACUUAGGAGCUGAACCAUGCAAAGACGAAGUGGAUGAAAAUGGAAAAUCUUUACCAUGUAAAAAGCCCGGUCAUCUUUACAGAAUCGAUUCUAAUAGAUGUUUUGCUCAUCCAGAGAGAUUUCCCAUAACUAGAGAAUAUGGGGCAAAAGGAAGGGAUGACUUAGUAUUCCGUAAAGCUCCUUUUCCAUAUGAUUGGUUUAAUACACCGGAAAAAAUGGAUACUACUUCUCUUCCUCCUAUUGAGACAUUCGACAGCAUUCUAAACAAAUCUAAAUGCUCAGAAAAAGCUUAUAAAAUCGCACAAGAGUGUGAAAUCCCUGAUGAUGCAGAUAAAGGCUAUAUUUUGGAAGUUGAUCUUGACUAUCCAUAUAAAUUACAUAAAGCUCAUACUUCAUAUCCUUUAGCUCCUGAAAAUAUCGAGAUUUCUAAGGAGGAAAUGAGUAAGUAUGACCAGGAUCUUAUUAAGGAACUAAAACAUUAUACAAAGACUAAGAAACUCGUUCCAAAUCUCAAUAAUAAGAAAAAGUAUAUAGUCCAUUAUCGAGCAUUACAAUUUUAUAUAAAGCAGGGAGUGGUACUUACCAAAAUUCAUCGAGCUAUAGAAUUUAACCAAAGCCCAUGGAUGAAGCCUUUUAUGGAAGAAUUAGCAAGAUCCCGUGCUUUAGCUAAGAAAGAUUUCGAGAAAAAUAUGUAUAAGCUCCUUGGUAAUGCAAACUAUGGAAAGACUGUAGAGAAUGUACGCAAAUAUCAAAGAAUAGAUUUCGUUAGACCAGAAGGAGAAUCGAAAAAGUUUAAAAAAUUAGUAGCUGAUCCUAGUUACAAGUCGCAUAGAAUUUUAGCAGAGAAUUUAGUAGGUAUUUCUCGACAUCAAUCAAAAGCUAGACUUAGUAAACCGAUCUUUAUCGGUAUGUCGGUCCUUGACGAAAGUAAGAUUACUAUGUAUAAUUUUUAUUACAAUAUUAUGAAAGCACGUUAUGGAGAUAAUGUUGAGGUGGUAUACACUGAUACUGAUUCACUUAUCUUACUUAUCCGAACUGAGAAUGUCUAUAAAGAUAUGGUAGAGAUGCAAGAACAUUUAGAUUUUAGCGAUUAUAAGCCAGAACAUCCUAUAUACCAAGCUCUCGGAAAAGAAAAGAUUAUGCUGAAUAAGAAAGUUCCUGGUAAGUAUAAGGAUGAAAGUUGUGGUACUGCUAUGUGGAAAUUUUGCGGACCAAGACCUAAGCUCUAUAGUUAUAUUCUUGCCGAUGGGAAAACAGAUCGAAGAGCUAAAGGCGUACAAAAGGUAGUAGUCAAAAAGAACCUUAUCCAUGAUAUGUAUGAAGAUUGUUUAAAAUCUCGAAAAGAAACUAUGAUAACAAUGCAUAGAUUGGGAAGUAAAGACCAUAUUAUUAGACUUCUUCGUUCAUCUAAAAUUGGUAUUAGCCCUUUGGAUACUAAGAGAUGGAUUUUAUCAGAUGGAAUUACUACAUUAGCCUUUGGGGAUUGGCGUAUUAUUGCGUAUAAGAAAAUGAUUGGUAAAGGAAUAUCCCAUGAAGAAGCUGAAAAAAGAAUGACGAAUCUAGAGUUAAAACCCCAAUAUCAAUAG
Molecule: messenger RNA, 1722 nt
Organism: Acaulospora colombiana
Lineage: Eukaryota; Fungi; Glomeromycota; Glomeromycetes; Diversisporales; Acaulosporaceae
Source: the annotation of a GenBank genome assembly